AUGUCUGCAACUGAGCUAGCUCAAUUGCCGUACAACAGUGACCUCCACAACUGUGUGACAGAUCCACUGCGACAGCGUGGUCUCGGUAUUUGGUUGCUGGAUUUCAACCAGUGCCGGUCACGCGAUGAUCAGAGCUUCGACUGGACGCACCAACUGGUCAAAGCAUUCUUCUUCAAUGACCCUUACUAUCCUAGUCCGGUCUCAGACGACGACGACGAGGAUGCGAAGCUGUGGACUUUGUUCGAGCGCGAGUACCUGGCUGCGAGCAGUGGAUUCACGAAUACCGACGACCCUACCAGAUUCAUAGGGGCUCUGAAAGCCGAGGCAGCAGUUCGGAGAGAAAGAGCAAGGACGUUGGGUCAAGGCUCUCUAUUCACCGCCAUGAUGGUAUAA
Molecule: messenger RNA, 393 nt
Organism: Cyphellophora europaea CBS 101466
Lineage: Eukaryota; Fungi; Ascomycota; Eurotiomycetes; Chaetothyriales; Cyphellophoraceae
Exons: 1
Coding region: 1-393 (130 amino acids)
Source: RefSeq, a predicted model, not a curated record